GGACAAGGUUGAUCACAAGGACAAACGGAAGCAAGAGCUUCCAUAGCCUGUUCAUCCCACAGACGAAGUUUCUCCUUCACGUUGAUUCUUCCUGGCCAUGGAUAGAUCCACGCAAGAGCUUUUCCUCAACUUUAUGAUAGUCCUGAUAACAGUACUGCUCAUGUGGCUUCUGGUGAAGUCUUAUCAAGAAUGAAAGACUCAUAUUCCUGGAAUCAUGGAAGGAUCUGCUUCUGGUGAAGGAUGAGAAUGCUACUCCUCAUAAGUGCUUCUUGGUGUGCUCCAAGUUUCAAUGUGGAAAAAAAUGUAAUGCAUU
This is a messenger RNA of Pseudonaja textilis, 313 nucleotides long. RefSeq names its product sarcolipin (gene SLN). Gene Ontology annotation, molecular function: enzyme regulator activity. The record is from RefSeq and is a predicted model, not a curated record. NCBI's taxonomy places the organism in Eukaryota, Metazoa, Chordata, Lepidosauria, Squamata, Elapidae. Gene Ontology annotation, cellular component: membrane.